UCCUCACAGAAAGUUGAAGACUUGAUGGAAAUGGUGAAGAGGUUGCAGAAAGUGGGAAGCCUAGAGCCCCGGGUUGAGGUCCUGAUUAACCGGAUUAAUGAGGUUCAGCAAGCAAAAAAGAAAGCCAGCGAAGAGCUGGGAGAGGCCCGGACUGUCUGGGAGGCCCUGCAGAAGGAACUGGACUCACUGAGUGGAGAGAAAGUGCGCCUGAAAGAGACCUUGAGCAAAAAGCAAGAGACCCUCCGGACCCUCCGGCUGCACUGCCAGGAGAAGGAGAGUGAGGCGCAGAGGAAGCAGACCCUGCUGCAGGACUACAAGGAGCGGAUUUCUGCACUGAACUCGGAGAUUGAGGAAGAGAAGCGCAAACAGAGGCAGCUGAGAUUGGAUUUCGAGGAACAGUUGGAAGAUCUGAUGGGCCAGCACAAGGACCUCUGGGAAUUCCAUAGGCCAGAGCAGCUGGCGCGAGAGAUUGGCACCCUGGACAGCAGCAAGGAGCAGUUGCUCAAGGAAGAGAAAUUGGUGGAGGCAAAGCUGGAGGACGUGAAGCAUCGUCUGUGCUCCCAGUUUGGGGCCAAGGGCUGCUCUGCCAUCACCGAGGGGCUCUUCCUCCGCAGCAAGGAGGCAGCAGCUGCAGUACAUCUGUUCGAGGAAGAGAACAGAAGGGCCCAGGAGCUCCUGGAUAACACUGCCCAGCGCCAUGAGCAGUUGCAGGAGAAGUGCAAGCAGCUGCAGCAGAAGAAGCAGAGGCUGAAGGAGGAGCUGGAAAACCUCGGAGUCCAGGUCACUGCUCAAGUCCAGGACAAGCAAGAGGACAUGGCCAGCCCAGGAGAAGCUACCAAUCCAAAUCCCCUCAGAGUCAGCAAGGAGAAACGCUGCCCACCAAGCAGGACCUGAUACCAUCCUAGGCAAGGAGGCACCACCCUGCCCUGGAGCCUGCGCCAUGGGCUUCAGGAAAUAAAGGCAC
Molecule: messenger RNA, 964 nt
Organism: Phyllostomus hastatus (greater spear-nosed bat)
Lineage: Eukaryota; Metazoa; Chordata; Mammalia; Chiroptera; Phyllostomidae
Gene: SYCE1
Product: synaptonemal complex central element protein 1
Exons: 12
Coding region: 25-894 (289 amino acids)
Biological process (GO): synaptonemal complex assembly
Cellular component (GO): synaptonemal complex
Source: RefSeq, a predicted model, not a curated record